Messenger RNA from Mucor velutinosus, 1101 nucleotides. RefSeq lists its product as uncharacterized. Bases 1 to 1101 code for a protein of 366 amino acids. The record is from RefSeq and is a predicted model, not a curated record. Gene Ontology annotation, biological process: regulation of DNA-templated transcription. NCBI's taxonomy places the organism in Eukaryota, Fungi, Mucoromycota, Mucoromycetes, Mucorales, Mucoraceae. The transcript has 5 exons. Gene Ontology annotation, molecular function: zinc ion binding; sequence-specific DNA binding.
AUGGAACGUAGCAAUAAAGCGAAGGAUAGAAUCAGUAGCGAACGCCUUGUUUUACCGCCAAUCUCAUCUAUAAAUGCAGGUUUUGCAAGCAGAUCUUGGCCACCACCAUCUACGCUAUCUCCUUCUGCUUUAAGUACGACCAGUAGCAAUAUCACAAUGCAGGAGAUCGGCAGCAGCAGCAACAACAACAGCAUCAACUUAUCACCUAUACAUCAUCAUCAGCCAUCAAAUCAAGAGCCUUGGAGUCCAAUCCCCAGUUUAAACGAGAACACUCAAAAUCACACAAACAGAUUAGAUUAUUUUACAGCAGCAUCACCAUCAGCAUCCAGUCAUACGCUACCCGCUAUAGAUCAACAGCAUAAGCCUCAACAUACACAUCAUUACCAUUAUCGUCAAAAUUCGCUACCUCAGAUAUCUACUCUAAAUAAAGAUGUUCAGCAACACCAUCAGCAUGUGUACAACCAAGGCAGCAGCAACAAUACAUCUAUUGAACUAGUAUUGACGCCCUCGUCUUUAUCCACUCCUUCCAUCCGCAGCAUUGAAAGAGACAUUGAACAAGUUAUUCAGCAUUGCAACAGUUUAACAACAAACAUGACAGAGAGAAAGCACUCCAUCGUAGAAAAUGAUCAGUAUUUCACGAAUCCUGCAACAAUGCGUCCUUGGCUGGAUGACAUGAUUGGCAAAGCAAACGAAGUUUUAAAUGCAUUACUUCGAUUGAGAAAACAUCAAUUAGCUGCAGAACAUGCAAAAUUGCAUAGAGUCCCUGAUCACCUUGCGCAGAAUAGUCUAGAUGGACAAUAUCAGGAAUCUGAAGGGUUUUCUACGCUUAAGAAUGCAUCCACCAAUGUGCUAUCUCUUAACAAUGCCGGUAGACUUAGAAAAAGAGGGAAACGACCCGUGUUUCAAGGUAGAUGUCAUUCAUGUAAUAUAUCCGAAACACCGGAAUGGAGAAGGGGACCUGAUGGGGCCCGCACACUGUGCAAUGCAUGUGGUUUGCACUAUGCAAAAUUAGCCAAAAAGAAAAAUGCAGACAAACAAUUACAAGAUGACGUGAAAAAGGAAACUUUAGAAAGCGAUAGGGAUGACACGAGUAUGAAGUGA